GCCCGCAGAUCGGUGGGCUGCGACGUCGGUGCUGCUUCGUGACGGCGCCCCCGCGAUGUCAUCCCACAUAGGUCUGCCCUUCGGGCCCGCGGCGCCCGGGCGUGGGUGGAGUCGCAUGGGGGCGGCUGAGUCGGACAUCGCGCAUCGCGUGCUCUUACUGCCGAUGGCCACGUACGUCGAUGAUUUUCUUGCCGCGGGCCAAGCUGGAGCGGCGGAACGCGCAGUUGGGUCGACUGCCAGGCUGGUGCGCGACGUGCUCGGUGAGCCCGCCAUCGCGGAGGCCGAACCGGAGGCGACAGGCGUCGCGUUGUGGCCGAGCCCGGACAAGUUGGCAGAGUGGCGCGCCAAGUGCGCCGAUGCGUCGGCCUCGGGGGCGAUGACUGCGGGCGACGCGUCCCAGCUGCAAGGUGGCGCUGAUCUCCACCUGGCACUCUCGUGGUGGAUGCGCGUGUUGAACUUGAACCUCCGGCGCGUCGCCUCGUGGUCAGGCGUUUCGCGCGUGCGCGGGUCGCCGCUUGCGGUGCUGCUGGCCGACGCAGCUUCGCACCCGGCGCGGCUGGCGGCGGUUCUCGUCGCGGGCAACGAGGUUUUCUGGACGGGCGCCGCCCCGCCGAGCGAACUCACGCGCUGCUUUGGAAAGAGACCCAGCAGUCAGAGGAUGGCGCUCGAACUCGCAGUCGGUAGCCUGGGCCUGUCAACGUUUGCUGACCGUCUCGCGGGCAUGCAGGUGGUCGCUUCCUCCGACAACGUUGGAGCGGAGUGCGCCUUCUGGACUGCGAACCCGCACUCCUUUGACCGCGCGCGGAUCGUGCAUGCGGCAUCGUUGCUGCUAGCAGAGGCCGAGGCGCAGUCCUGGUUCAUGCGCCUGCC
Molecule: messenger RNA, 870 nt
Organism: Prorocentrum cordatum
Lineage: Eukaryota; Dinophyceae; Prorocentrales; Prorocentraceae
Source: the annotation of a GenBank genome assembly